Molecule: messenger RNA, 4812 nt
Organism: Oreochromis aureus
Lineage: Eukaryota; Metazoa; Chordata; Actinopteri; Cichliformes; Cichlidae
Gene: prkcq
Product: protein kinase C, theta
Exons: 19
Coding region: 341-2539 (732 amino acids)
Biological process (GO): peptidyl-serine phosphorylation; intracellular signal transduction
Molecular function (GO): ATP binding; diacylglycerol-dependent serine/threonine kinase activity
Source: RefSeq, a predicted model, not a curated record
CUCCGGUCUACAAACGCUCGGAUGGAGAGCAGCUUCAGCUGCGAGCUCUAAACUUCAGCGGGCACUGCUGUGUCUCUAAGGUUCUUUAAAGUGUCAGGGGUGGAAAGAAAAAACUCCCUGCCUCCUCCCCUCUGCUAGCCCAUCUUUCCUGUGGAGGAAGAGGGGCAGUCGGUGUGUGCUGCAGUGGAGGAGAGGUGGUUCACAGCAGUGCAGGGGCUCUCAAAGCUCACAAAUCUCAUCUAUUUCUCAUCUAUUCAAAUUAAGAGGACUACAUCCUGAGCGCAUCCGUGGAGGCCGUUUGGAUAUUUGAGCGGCCGUCAUACGGUAAAAGUCUGCAGACAUGUCGCCUUUCCUGCGGAUCGGAUUCUCCCACUUUGAGAUUGAUCCGGGUCUGGCUUACCAUGAGGAGGUGCUGAACCCAUACUGUGCUGUUUAUAUGAAGGAGGCCGUUGACACAGAGAAGGGUCAAGUGUACAAGCAGAAGAAGCCCACCAUGUAUCCGCCCUGGAGCACCACGUUCGAUGCCCACGUCCACCGCGGGCGCAUCAUGCACGUGAUGGUAAAAGACCGGACAGCCGAGCUCAAGUCUGAGGCCACGGUAGCUCUGGACUCGCUGGCAACGCGGUGCAAAAAGGAGAACGGCAAGCUAGAGAUUUGGAGAGAGCAAGAGAUCACUUCCUGGACAGACUCGGUUUUGGAGCUGAAGCCGCAGGGACGCAUGCUGAUGGAGGCUAGAUAUUAUCUGGAGAAAAGUGAUGCUGUGGGUCACACGGACGGAGACCCGGAGUCCGAGCGUGAGAGAGAGGGUCUGUUCACUCUCCAUCAGCGACGCGGCGCCAUAAAGCAGGCCAAAGUUCACGUGGUCAAGUGUCACGAGUUCAGCGCGACGUUCUUUCCUCAGCCAACUUUCUGCUCCGUCUGCAAAGAGUUUGUUUGGGGUCUUAACAAGCAGGGUUACCAGUGCAGACAGUGCAAUGCAGCAAUCCACAAAAAAUGCAUAGACAAAGUUAUCGCCAAAUGCACUGGUUCAGCCAUAAACAGCAAGGAAACAAUGAUCCACAAGGAGCGCUUCAAGAUCGACAUGCCUCACAGGUUUAAAGUCUACAACUACAAAAGUCCCACCUUCUGUGAGCACUGCGGGACUCUGCUGUGGGGACUCGCCAAGCAGGGGCUCAAAUGUGAGGAAUGCAGCAUGAACGUCCACCAUAAAUGCCAAAAGAAAGUGGCUAACCUCUGCGGGGUCAACCAGAAACUGAUGGCUGAAGCUCUGGCAGUCAUUGAGAGCAAGCAGCAGGCGAGAAGCACCAGAGACAGUGACAUUAUUGGUCGGGAAGGUCCAGUAAGUGUUGCCCAGCCGGGAGUGGUGCGAGCUCCAUCCGGGCUAGUUACGGGUUUACCAGCCACAGCUACACCUGCAAGUAAAGCAGAUUAUCAGGGUGUUUCAUGGGAGGGACCAGGAGAUGUCAGCAGGUCGGUCAGCGAGGUGCUGCCAGAAGAGCCUCUGUACGCUGUUCCGAGGAAAGAUCACCAACCCAAAUUUACCAUCAACGACUUCACACUGCACAAGAUGCUCGGGAAAGGCAGCUUUGGCAAGGUGUUUCUAGCAGAGCUGAAAAGGAGCGGGGAGUUUUUUGCAGUGAAGGCUCUGAAGAAAGACGUGGUGCUGAUGGAUGAUGAUGUUGAGUGCACCAUGGUAGAGAGGAGGGUUUUGUCUCUAGCCUGGGAAAAUCCCUUCCUUACACAUCUUUACUGCACCUUCCAAACUAAGGAAAACCUGUUCUUCGUCAUGGAGUAUCUGAAUGGAGGGGAUCUUAUGUUCCACAUCCAAAACUGCCACAAGUUUGACUUGCACAGAGCCACCUUCUAUGCAGCUGAGAUCAUCUGUGGGCUCCAGUUUCUGCACUCUAAAGGAAUUAUUUACAGAGAUCUGAAACUGGACAACGUGCUGCUGGACUCAGAUGGUCAUAUAAAGAUAGCAGACUUUGGCAUGUGUAAGGAGAACAUGCAGGAUGAUGUACGGACCUCCACCUUCUGCGGGACCCCAGACUACAUCGCCCCAGAGAUCCUGCUGGGUCAGAAGUACAACAGCUCUGUGGACUGGUGGUCAUUCGGAGUGCUGCUGUACGAGAUGCUGAUCGGUCAGUCUCCGUUCCACGGCCGUGAUGAAGAGGAGCUGUUUCAGUCCAUACGGACAGACACCCCCAUUUAUCCCAACUGGCUCAGCAAAGCUGCCAAGGACAUACUCAUCAAGCUGUUUGUGAGGGAACCUGAGGAGCGGCUGGGAAUCAAAGGAAACAUCAGACAGCACAGUUUCUUCAGCAGCACAGACUGGAACGCCUUAGAGCAACGGCAGGUGCCGGCGCCCUUCACACCAACUAUAACCUCACCCAGCGACUGCAGUAAUUUCGAUAAAGAGUUCAUCAAUGAGAAGCCCAGACUAUCGUGUGCUGACCGCACGCUCAUCAACAGCGUAGACCAGACGAUGUUCAGAAACUUCUCCUUCGUUAAUCCUGGCAUGGUUCGGAUCGCAGCACGUUGACCACCGGACAAAAAAUAGCUAGAAUCUACAAACACGCUGCUCAGUCACAACCAGCAGUUACUGUAACUGGAACCUACUGUAGAACCUGAAUGUGGCAAAACUCACAUACAUGAAGAUGCUAAGUAAAGGGGUAUUCCUGGGUGUAAACUGAUACAACCAAACUGUGACCGGAUCUUUAACUUUCACACAAAUACCUUUAAAAUGUACCUGUAGUCAACUUUGAUACGUCAGAGUUUAGUUGACUAAAGGCAUACAUUUUCUUACAGUGUUAUUCUGACAGCAUGCAGUUGGUUUGGUUUUAUUUUGUCAUGAAACUAUUCACACAUUGCACACUUGUGCAAACGUGCAAAUAUUUUUUUUUUUAAAAAUAAAAAAGAAAGAGAGAAAGUGUGCAUCUUCAUGUCUCGAGGCCUGUACUGUGACGCUGGAUUUGGGACUUAGGUAGGUAACUUCAGGCUUACGUCUAGUUUAUAUGAAGUCAGGAAGCCAGUUCUCAUCUUACCAAAGCCAGAUGAUACAGACCUAGCCUGCUCCAGAGCACGUUACAUUUGGGACUCAUCACUUCCUGAAAAAAAGCACCACUAUUUCUGGAAGAGCCCUCCAACUAAUUAUUUUUACUCAUAGCUCUUGUCUUUCCACGACGAGCAUCAAUAAGAAAAUCAGAUCUUGAGGAACAAUUUCAUUCCUGAUUUUUUCUGUCUAGCAAUUUUACAGGGCACUAAAUCCUUGUACUUACCGGCAGCUAAAGCUCGCUGAGGGAAAAAUAUGUAAUCUCCAACCAACUGAGGAGGGGCUGCUUUGUGAAUUUGGUUGCAAAGGUGUUGGAUCAGAAAUCUCACUCUCGGAUGAAGUUCUUUGUUCAUCCGUAGUUUGCACUGAAGAUGCUAAAUUGUCUGCAAAUGCUCAAUGAGGGACGUUGCACCUUAAACGUGUAACUUUUACUUUGAAGCAGAACAGCUUAUAUCACCCUUUUCACAGAGUUUGUAGGCAAGUUGGCGUCCUUCAUGCAAACUGGCCACAGUAACCAUAGUAAUCACAAGGUUUUAAAUGCAGCACCCUAUACACCUCAUUGCAACCACUUUCACCUAACAGCCAGCAACUUCCAGCAAACCAUCGCCAACUGGUCAGAGAAUACAUUUUUACCGAGUGGCCUGUGGUUGCCGUGGGUGAUGCUGACUGAUCUCUAAGCCUGCCUGACUGAGGCCUAAUUAAUUCAGUCCUUAGGCCAGUAAACUGGGUUUACAGUCACUUGAAGGUUCAUAAAGUCCAGUCGGAUAUUUAUGUGCCAUUGUGAUUUUUUUAAAUCUGAAAAAUAUGUCCUACCGUGAAUCAUCUUCUACAAUUUUUGAUAGUUUCUUUUUUUUUUGCAAAAUCAAAUGGUAAGGAUGAAAGUUGUAUGGAAAUAUGUUUUUUUUUUAAAAAACAAAAACAUUAUAGGCUUAAUUUAUUGUAAUUUUCAUCUUUUAAUUACUGCACGGUGAUGUUUUGCCAACAAACCUAGUGCAGCAAGAUUAACGUCUUUUUGCACACAAAUUAAUUCAUAAUUAAUUACAUUAGAACAUUAUAAUGCAUCUGUUGUUGGUAACGGAAACAGGGUAGAUAGUAAUAAUCACAAGUAGAGCCUUUAACUCUCCAGACUUUUCCUUAAUAAAACAUGGCGUUUUGCUGCUGGUAUAAUGAUCUUUUCAACUUUUUCAAAGUGGUAGAUCUGUCCACAUGUGUCAUUGGUCAUAUGCUGUCCUGUGAAGAUGCUAAUAGCUACAGUGGGAAACCCUGAGUGGGCUUAUCCAGUUUAUAAUUACCUUCGAUUGCAGUGUUAUUGUAAAUGAAGGCAGAUACAGUAAGCUGAAGUUAUUCGGUAGUACAGGCCUCCUACUUAAUGGGCUGUGUGUUUAAAUAGAAAAUGUGCUUGUAGUGAUUUUAUGGUGCCUCAGAAUAUUUUAAUGAAGUUAACGUCUUCAAGUAAAACAAACUGAGAAAGUUGAUUUAACCAAAUGGAAACUUAGUUUUCUUGUCCUGUUCCUGUUUAUUUUUUAUUUUAUCGCCUGUUUUUUUUCUUAUGUAAAUAAAUGAUACAAUUCAUCUGAUAUGCUGUGUUGUUACUUGGUUGUAGAUCUGUUAAUGUACUGAAGUUUAAUAACUGGGUUAUUGUUUACAUGUGUUUUCCUGUUGUAUCUCAGGAGUUUUGUUGUUUUAAUGAUGAGCUACUCCCUGCAUACUGUAGUUUUGAUGUUCUCCUCAUUGUGAAUUCUGUACAUUAAAGUGUGCACAUU